UCAAAAAAAAAAUGAAGAUUUUUAUGAUUCUCACCGUCUGCUUUGCCGCAGUCUCCGCAAGCAGACUUUUCCAGUCCGAAUGGGAAGCGUGGAAAGGCGAACAUGGGAAAUCGUACUCGUACGAAGAAGAAAACAAAAGGCAAUAUAUAUGGGAAAAGAAUUUGAAGAAAGUUGUUGAUCAUAACAUGGAAGCAGAUAAUGGAAUCCAUACCUACAGACUUGGAAUGAAUCAGUUCGCUGAUAUGGACGAAGACGAAUGGCGAAGCCUUGUUCUCGGUCACGUGACUAGACCAGCCAAUCAGAUGAGUUACUGCAACAUGACGUAUGAAAUGAGCGAUCCAAGAGCUGAUGACACCGUUGAUUGGAGAACCAAAGGUUACGUCACACCCGUCAAGAACCAAUUGAAAUGCGGCUCUUGCUGGGCGUUCAGUACUACUGGGUCAGUCGAAGGCCAGCACUUCAAGAAGACUGGAAAGCUUGUCUCUCUCAGCGAACAGAACUUGAUGGACUGCAGCACCCCAGAAGGUGACCACAGCUGCCAUGGUGGACUUAUGGACUUCGGCUUCAAAUACAUCGUCAUGAACGGUGGCAUUGAUACCGAAGAGUCCUACCCUUAUAUGGCCAAGGACGAAACGGUGUGCAAAUUCAACAAAAUGAAUAUCGGUGCCACCAUUACUGGAUGUGUCGACAUUGCUCACGGUGACGAGAUGUCUUUGAAGAGCGCAGUAAUGCGAGUCGGACCAAUUUCUGUCGCCAUUGAUGCUGGACACUCUUCGUUCCAGUUAUAUAAAUCUGGCGUUUACACCAGCAUGGAAUGCAGCUCAACCAAGCUUGAUCACGGUGUAUUGGCAGUUGGUUACGGUACUGAGAUGGGAAAAGACUACUGGCUGGUUAAGAACAGCUGGGGUGAAAUGUGGGGAAUGGAUGGCUACAUCAUGAUGGCGCGUAACUCCAACAACAUGUGCGGAAUUGCUACCCAAGCCAGCUAUCCGACUGUCUAGAAUGGACAAAAGAUGGCGGCGGGUUGACUCAAAUUGGACAUUUAAGGGCUUUUCUUAAUUCUUCACGGAACUGGUUGAAAAUUUUUAUCUAUUCCCCAUGGAUGGGCCGUAGAAAUAUCAAUUAUUUAUGUGCGGUUUAUCCAUGGCUGUUUUAAAUUUUUUACUAGCUAAAUUUGCUGCUCAUAUUUUGAUAAUUAUAAUUGUUUUGAACUUUUUUUUGAAAUUUUUGAUGGCAUUCCUACCUAUUACAGUGUUACUGAAAUGAUUUAAUAAAUAUAUUCAUUUUCCGAGAAAUUAUAUUUUCAAGAUUAUUUUGUGCUUACCUAAAAACAGAAAAGGUAGAAUUUUAUUAUUUUUAUGAAAAAAUAGAAAUAAUAUAAAAUAAUUUUGCAUUUAAUACUAUACGGUUAAAUAUUAGAUUAUUUUACGCUUUUUUCAAAAGUUUGUAAUCUAUUUUUUCAUUAAUAAAGCUAAAUCUUGCCUAGACACUGCUAAAAUACGAAAUUUUUACAUCAUUCUUGUGUUGUUCUUAUAUUAUUUAGCUUUAGUUGAUAAAUUGAAUAACAUGAAAAUGUUAGUAAAAAACGCGUUUUUAUGUAGUGUAUUACUAACCUAAAGAUGGGAAUUACUGUAAAAUGUAGAAUGUAUAUUAGCGCGAAAAAUCGCGGAAAUGUACUUUCUCGGAAAUGGUCCAAUAACUCAAUAUUUCGUCUCCUAUGUGAUUAUUUUGCUGUUUAGUAAAAUUGAUGUUUUAUGCUUGUAAAUAUUUAAUGAAAAUCGAAUAUACGAUCGUUUUAUUAUAUUUCUUUUCGUUUUAUUAUAUCUUUUGAGUCGAAAAAUUAUCUGUCCGAUCUUUGGGAUCUAUUUUAUCAAUCUGUCCUCGAAACGGGCGAUAAUAUUUGAUAUAUCUUAAAAGUUUGAGAUUUUAUUAUAUAUUGUCUCCCGAUCGGGUCUCACUCUUUGGAAUUUCCUCCAACCGGGCGAUAAUUUUUGUGCAUUAUUUCAUUCUAGCUUCCAAAUAUAUUCACUUACUCUAUGCAUGUUAAAACGGUGCUGUUCCUAUAAAACUAGUCAUUUGAGGCAUGGCCAAAGAUGUUUCUUGCCUAAUCGGCGCUUUACAACAGCGGGCAAUGCAUGUUCUGACUGAUAAUGACCAGUGAAAGCAUCAAACAUAUGAUUAUAAAAUGAUUUUUAUGCUAAUUUUUCUGUAUUGACUUCAAAUUUAGAGGUAAUUUUACGAUUAUUUUGAUUACUUGGUCGUAUAGACAUAAAUGAAAAGUAUUGCUAUUUGUGACUUUUAACUCCAUAGUGGCAAUACAUUGCGGAGAAAUUCAAUUUUCAUAAAAUUCAUGAAUUACAUAACUCCCUUAUGCUUUUAUUCCAAUACAUUUUUGUCAUAUUCAUCCAAAUUGGUUCAAUAAAAACCUUGAAACUUUUGUGACCAUAAAUCCUCAAAACGACAGUACCUAGAUGUUUUACAUUAAUAAUAUAACUUUAAUCAAAGAAUUGAAUAUGAAUAAAAAUGCAUAAUUUAUAAAAAAUCAUAACCCAUAAAUAUCAUUCUUUUGUCAAUUUUUUAGUUUUACGUUUCAAACUUAUACAAGCUUUUCAAUACUAUGAAAAAAUUCAGAAAAUUUACAGCAUAGUAACACAUGCACAGCAUUGCUUUACAGUUGUGCAUGUCUUACUAUGCAUUUUGAAUGUUAUUGAAUUCAAUGUUUUUUUCAAUAGUUUUUUGGUAUUUUCGGGCGAAUGCAUAGUAAGACAUGUACAGCAUUACUUUACAGUUGUGCAAGUCUUACUAUACAUUUUGGAUGGCAUUAAAUUUAAUGUUUUUUUCAAUAGUUUCUUGGUGUUUUCGGGCGAAUGCAUAGUAAGACAUGUAUAGCAUUACUUUACAGUUGUGCAAGUCCUACUAUGCAUUUUGGAUGUUAUUAAAUUUAAUGUUAUUUUCAAUAGCUUUUUGGUGUUUUCGGGCGAAUGCAUAGUAACACAUGCACAAGCACAGCAUUGCUUUACAGUGGUGCAUGUCUUACUAUGCAUUUUGGAUGGCAUUAAAUUUUGUGAACUUUUUUAAUAGUAUCAAAAUGCUUGUCAAAAAAAUUUUUUUUUUUCAUUUUAUAUUUAUUUUAAGCAAGUCAAGCGGUCAACAAGUGCAAUAUUCAAUGCUUCUACAACUGAGUGAGUUAUCCUGUGAUUAUGCUCGUUUAAGCUUGGGCCACAGAUAAUAGGUACUUAGAGUGGUGCUGUUAAAAACGUGUAAAUUUGACUUGUUUUUGACUUGCUUAAGUGUGAUUUAUUUGAGUUUCGAAUAUUCGACAAUUCUAACUUUUUGACUAUUUGAAUUCGGUUCUUCCAUAACCCUCAGUUCGAAUUUCUGAAUAUUCGUUAACUAUAACUUUUCGAAUAUUCGAGUAUUUUACAGUUCGGUUAUUGCAUAUUCGGCAGUUCGAAUUUCCGAAUAUUUGGACAACUGUUCGAAUAUUCGAAUAUUUUUUUAGUUCGGUUAUGACAUAUUCGACAACUCGAGUAUAUACCUCUGCCUGACACAAAAAAACAAGUCAAAUUUACUAAAUUUUCAACAGCAUCACUUUUAGGCUCUAAUCAUCUGUUUUUUCCAAGCUUCAAGCGACAAAAUCACUCGACAAAUUUCAACUUCAUGUAGAACUUGAACGUUAAAUUUAUUCUUGAUUUAAGGAGACGUUGUAUAUCAUUUACCAAUGUUACUUUCAUUUCAUUUUGUGUGUGUGAGCCGAGAAAUAGAUACCAUUUUUUGCCUUCUUGUAAUUUUCAUCAAAACCAAUCGUUUUUAUCUUCAAAUAAAAUCUUCAAUGCAU
Molecule: messenger RNA, 3838 nt
Organism: Styela clava
Lineage: Eukaryota; Metazoa; Chordata; Ascidiacea; Stolidobranchia; Styelidae
Source: RefSeq, a predicted model, not a curated record